AUGCAGAGCGAUCCCCAGGGCUUCGCUUCCGCGGCCGCCGACGAUGCCGCCGGCCGCAGAGCUUGCGACCAAUGCCGGCUACGCAAGAUCAGAUGUGACCGCGAUUGGCCCUGCGCAAAUUGCCGCAUUGCAAAACGCGCCUGCUCCUCCACAGGCCUCGGCCAGCGGCCCAAGGAACCGCGUCAGCGAGUCCUCAUCUCCUCUCAAUAUGAGCGCAAGAUAGACCAAAUCGAGAACCGCCUCGGCAAUAUCGAAGCCCUCCUCAAAACCAUCGCCUCGCCCAUCGCCCCCGUCGACCAUGGCCGCGUCGCCAACACGCCCGGCACCGGCUGCAGCAGCAGCAUCCCCACCACGGCGGCCUCGACCACCGCCGCCGACUUCGAGAGCAGCGACGAAGAGCCCGCCUUUGCCGGCGACUCGGGCCUUACCGCCCAGACCACCUUUGCCAGCGAGUUCCUCGAAAAGGCCGUCCGCAGGACUUCGCUGCGAGAGGUGAAUCCCAAGAUGGAGGCUGCCUUUGCAAACCUCCGCCAGCUCGUCGAGAUGCAAAAGCUCCGGUCCAUCAGCCACGGGCCCCGGUUCCCGCUCCAGAAGCCCGUCCCUCCUGGUGGUCUUUGCAAGCUGCCCAUGCCCCCCAUGCCGGCCGUCGUCGCCCUGCUCAAGCAUGCCAAAGCCGCGCCCCCGACUCUCUUCACCGUCAUGUGCGCGCUCGUGGGCCUGUCCGACUUCGCCAGCCUGUGCCGCCUCGUCUACUUUGCCACCGAGGACUUCUCCGACGCCACCUUCACCAUUGUCAACGCCAUGCUGUACAAUCUCUUCAUGGAGCAGCACGCCCUGGCCACGGACCCCAUCGUCCGGGAUGAGUAUCACGCGUACAUGCAGCAAUGCCGCGCCAACCUCGAAACAUGCCUGGCCAACACCCCACUCUUCCUCUCGGCAAAGAUUGAAAACGUCCAGGCCCUCGUCCUCGGGGCUCUCUAUGCAAUCGACGUGUCGCGCCCCUCGGUGGCCUGGCAUCUCAGUUGCAUGGGGGCCCAGUUGUGCCAAGCUGCUGGCUAUCACCGUUCCGAGACCCUUAAGCACGACCCGCCGUCCAUGUCCAAGCUCAAGCGCAUCCUUUUCUGGCACGUCUACACCCUUGACAAGGGUCUCGGCCUGAGGCUGGGACGCGCCCCGGUCAUCAACGAGUGUGACAUCGACAUCCCCCGUGUCUUUGAGUUUGACAGCUGGGGCCUCGAGUCGUGCACCAUCCCGACUCUGUGGGUCAAGAUAAGCCACCUCCAGAGUCGCAUCUACGAACAGCUAUAUAGCCCUGCUGCUCUGGCAUGCCCACAGGCAGAGCUGGUCGCCCGGGCCCGAGUCUUGGCCGAGGACUGUCGAAAGCUCGAGGUCGAGUCCGAGGACUCCCGCGAACAAGUGUACAACUAUCUCAAGGCUGUCAACUCGUCCGAGAUUGUUGACGUCUUCCUGCGCGGCGACGAGGUCCAGUUCCAGGUAACCCUGACCCUCGUCUACCGAGUCAUUCCCGCGCCCGAAGGCUCCGUCAGCCGCUUCUGCGACGAGUGCCUCGAGGUGGCCCGCAAGGCCAUGCAGGUCCAUCAGCGAUACGCCGAGUUUACGAACCUGGGCAGUUACUUCCGGUCCAUCUAUGUCCACUGGAACCUAUUGCUCACCCCAUUUGCCCCCUUCUUCGUCCUAUUCUGCUACGUCAUAGAGACGUCCUCACUCGAAGACCUCAAGCUCCUCCAAGACUUUGUCACCUCACUAGACGGAUCCCGGGACACAUCCGAGACAAUUGACAAGCUCUACCGCCUCACCCAGGUCAUGGUUGACGUUGCCGGCCUCUACGUCGAGGCCAGGACGCAACAGCAGGACGACCAGACCAUGGCCCCGAUAGGCGAUGAGUUUGAGAUGUACCUGAGCCAGUUGGGUUUCAUGCCGACGGAAGACCAAACCCUGGCUGACGCACCCAGUAGUCGGGGGCCCCCGGGCGUCAAUGGGCAAGUAGCGCAGAUAGCAGACUGGUUUUCGGGAAAUCGCAACAUGAUGGGGCUGCUGGAAGAGGAUUUGUCACGUAUAGAGUCAUACCGAUGGAUGCAAUAG
Molecule: messenger RNA, 2103 nt
Organism: Hirsutella rhossiliensis
Lineage: Eukaryota; Fungi; Ascomycota; Sordariomycetes; Hypocreales; Ophiocordycipitaceae
Product: fungal specific transcription factor domain-containing protein
Exons: 8
Coding region: 1-2103 (700 amino acids)
Biological process (GO): regulation of DNA-templated transcription; DNA-templated transcription
Molecular function (GO): DNA-binding transcription factor activity, RNA polymerase II-specific; zinc ion binding; DNA binding
Source: RefSeq, a predicted model, not a curated record